This is a messenger RNA of Phalaenopsis equestris, 2788 nucleotides long. RefSeq names its product potassium transporter 6-like. Gene Ontology annotation, biological process: potassium ion transmembrane transport. Gene Ontology annotation, cellular component: membrane. Gene Ontology annotation, molecular function: potassium ion transmembrane transporter activity. The transcript is spliced from 9 exons. Lineage: Eukaryota; Viridiplantae; Streptophyta; Magnoliopsida; Asparagales; Orchidaceae. The record is from RefSeq and is a predicted model, not a curated record. Bases 332 to 2704 code for a protein of 790 amino acids.
CAUCCCAGAAGACCAGCAACCGCUGCUUCUCUUCUUUAUUAUCUCUCGGCAGGAAGAACGGUUUAUUCUCUGUCAUGCAAUAAAAACCUUACCGGAAAAACGUGACUUUCUACCUCCUUCCCUGCUUCCCUCCUUCCCUCCUGCUCCGGUGACCGGAGAAUUGAGAGCUGUCAUUCAUAGAAGAAUCUACCUAAUACACUUGCAUCACAGUUCUAAAAACUCCAGCCUUGUUAGCAAAACUCCAUUUUUCUUCUGUCUUAUGACAAUUCACUUUGAAGCUCACCUUUCUGGUCAAAAUACAUGCUUUUGUUAAGGUUUUGAUUUCUUGUUCAUGGAUCUUGAGGGCGGGACUCACAUGAACAGCUUUAAGAGAGAAUCAUGGCGGACGGUUCUCACGCUCGCGUACCAGAGCCUCGGCGUGGUUUAUGGCGACCUGAGCACUUCGCCUCUUUACGUCUACAAGAGCACCUUCGCGGAAGAUAUUAAGCAUUCUGAGACCAACGAAGAGAUCUAUGGUGUUCUCUCCUUCGUUUUUUGGACUCUGACUCUCAUUCCUCUGCUUAAAUACGUCUUCAUAGUCCUCCGAGCUAACGACAAUGGCGAAGGAGGGACCUUUGCUCUCUACUCUCUUCUCUGCCGACACGCACGUGUUGGGUUUAUUCCGAAUGGGCAGCUCGCAGACGAGGAGUUGUCGGCCUACAAAAAGACUGACAGUUUGAGCCGCAGCGGAGAAGGUUCGAUUGUUGGAGAGGCCGGUUAUGGCGGCCGUUCGGAGAUGGCUCCGGCGAAAGUGAAGAGAUUGCUGGAGCAGCACCAGGUUCUUCAGCGACUUCUGCUGAUUCUUGCUCUGAUUGGGACUUGCAUGGUUAUUGGUGAUGGUGUGCUUACUCCUGCACUAUCUGUAUUCUCUGCCGUCUCUGGGCUGGAACUUUCCAUGGCUAAGGAGCAUCAUAAAUAUGUUGAGGUUCCUAUUGCAUGUAUCAUAUUGAUUUGCUUGUUCGCGCUGCAACAUUUUGGUACCCACCGAGUAGGAUUCCUAUUUGCACCGAUUGUUAUAACAUGGCUCUUAUGCAUCAGUAUGAUCGGUAUCUAUAACAUCGUCCAUUGGAAUCCAAAUAUUUAUCAAGCGUUGUGUCCUUAUUAUAUGUACAAGUUUUUGAAGAAGACACAGAAGGGAGGAUGGAUGUCCUUGGGUGGAAUUCUGUUAUGCAUUACAGGUUCUGAGGCAAUGUUUGCAGAUUUGGGACAUUUCUCUCAGUUAUCUAUAAGGAUUGCUUUUACCUUUGUUGUUUACCCAUCAUUGAUUCUAGCUUAUAUGGGACAAGCUGCAUAUCUAUCCCAACACCAUAUCAUCGAAACUAAUUAUCGAAUUGGAUUCUACGUAUCCGUUCCAGAGAAAUUAAGGUGGCCUGUUCUGGGUAUAGCCAUACUUGCUGCUGUGGUAGGAAGCCAAGCUGUUAUCACUGGUACCUUUUCAAUAAUUAAACAAUGUUCUGCUUUGGGAUGCUUUCCUAGAGUGAAGAUAAUACACACAUCGCCCAAAUUCAUUGGCCAAGUAUACAUCCCGGAUAUCAACUGGAUUUUGAUGAUAUUAUGUUUGGCCGUUACUAUCGGUUUCAGAGACACGAAGCGCAUGGGAAAUGCCUCGGGGCUGGCGAUAAUAACUGUCAUGCUCGUCACCACCUGCCUGAUGUCUCUAGUAAUUGUUCUCUGCUGGCGGCGGAGCAUUGCCUUUGCCUUAUGCUUCAUCUUCUUCUUCGGCUCGAUCGAGGCCCUUUACUUCUCCGCUUCCCUUAUUAAGUUUCUCGAGGGAGCUUGGGUGCCCAUCAUCCUCUCAUUUGUGUUUAUGAUCAUCAUGUACGUGUGGCACUAUGGUACCCUCAAGAAGUACGAGUUCGAUCUCCAGAACAAGGUCUCGAUCAAUUGGCUCCUUCGGCUUGGGUCCACUCUCGGGCUUGCGCGUGUUCGAGGCAUCGGUCUUAUUCAUACCGAGCUAGUUUCUGGCAUUCCGGCUAUAUUCUCACACUUUGUCACCAACCUCCCCGCAUUCCAUGAGGUCGUCGUCUUCCUCUGCAUCAAAUCCGUGCCGGUCCCCCAUGUUCAACCAGAAGAGAGGUUCUUGGUCGGCCGGAUUGGCCCGAAAGAAUACCACAUCUACCGUUGCAUUGCUCGCUAUGGCUAUCAUGACAUCCACAAAGAUGACAUCGAGUUCGAAAAGGACCUUAUGUGCAGCAUAGCCAGCUUCAUCCAGUCCAGUACUUCGACUGAGCUCAACAGUCUCUUGGAAGAAGAAUCUUCCAAGGAGGAUGAGAAAAUGACGGUGGUCGGAACCGGACAUUGGCUUCAUGAGGUUCAGGAGAAGAGAGGGGUGGAUGAGAACGAGAACUCCGAUGAACCAUCAAAGCAUCGAGAAAUACAGUCGCCGAUGAUUGUGAGGAAGAAGGUGAGGUUUGUGCUGCCUGAGAGCCCGAAGAUGGACUCGACGGUGCGAGAUGAGCUUCGAGAUUUGAUGGAAGCGAGGGAGUCUGGCAUGGCCUUCAUCAUGGCAAACUCUUGCAUGAGGGCAAAGGGUGGUUCUAGUUUCAUGAAGAAGCUUGCUCUUAAUUUGUAUGAUUUCUUGAGGAGGAACUCUAGGGGGCCAUCUUAUGCUGUAAAUAUACCACAUGCUUCCACCCUUGAGGUUGGAAUGAGCUAUGUUGUAUGAAUAGCUGUUAAUUAGCGGCCAUGGUUUUUAAUCUUUUUUGUUUAUUGAUUUUUCUUACAUUUUUUGUGUAUAAUUAUCAGUUUU